Candoia aspera is the source of this 687-nucleotide messenger RNA. RefSeq names its product melanoregulin (gene MREG). Gene Ontology annotation, biological process: melanosome transport. The record is from RefSeq and is a predicted model, not a curated record. The transcript is spliced from 5 exons. NCBI's taxonomy places the organism in Eukaryota, Metazoa, Chordata, Lepidosauria, Squamata, Candoiidae. Gene Ontology annotation, cellular component: melanosome. Bases 1 to 687 code for a protein of 228 amino acids.
AUGACCACCAAGCAUACAGACAGCAAUUCAGUGUCCAGUGAUAAAUUGGAGGACCUGUCCAAUGAGUGUGACACAUUUCAGUAUUUCAAUAAGUUACAGAAACGGCGGCAGUCAGAGGCAGCCAACUUGUGGAACGAACCAGCAGACCACGCUCAUGUGGAGCGGAGAGAUGAUCAUGAGCUUUACAAGCUGCUGGAGGAGAGGUCAAAAAUGCGCCGCGGGUCAAAGGGAUACCGACGUUUGAGCUUUGACAUCAUUGCCCACCGACAGAUCCGUCGAAAGGUAAAGGAUCGAUGGAAACAUAUCUUGGAAGUCUUAGGAUUCAAAGCUGAAGCAGAUGGGCUACUCACUGUAACUUCCAGUACUUCAUAUGAAUCUCUCCACAAUCCUCAAGAGGCCCGCAGGCUCCACGCUACCCUGGCUGAGCAGUCAUCCAUUUUCGGUCAUCACCGUGGUGGUCCACCAGAGAGAUAUCUCUUUGUCCUGGACCGGCUUAUUCUCCUUGAUGUGGUUGAUGAUUUCCUGUCAGCUGCACGUCACUUUUAUCCUGCAGAGGAAGAAGAAGACAACAUGUCUUCUAGUGAUGGAGGACUACCUACCCCUGGUCCCAUCUUAGUCCAAUUAAAUAGUGAAACUCAAGAGGAGGAGGAGGACAAGGAGGACGAGGAGGACGAGGGGGGGAAUUAA